CGCUCGCUCGGGUCGGCCCCGACUCGAGCAGUCGCCACGCUGGCCACGCCACCGGACAGCCCCUCCGUGGGCAGCUGUGUGCUCGAGACGAUCGACCUGCCGAGCCGGCAGCACCUGCGAGCGGCGCCUGUCCGCCUGGAGGAGCUCUGCCGGGACACCAAGUUCACCAAGCGCGAGAUUCGGGUGAUGUACCGCGGCUUCAAGCAGGAUUGCCCGGAUGGCAUAGUACAAGAGGAAACAUUUAAGGAAAUAUACGCCAAGUUUUUUCCCUACGGUAAUUCCAGCUCAUAUGCUCACUACGUGUUCAAAGCCUUCGAUGUUAAUAGCAACGGCGAAAUCGGCUUCAAGGACCUGCUGGUCAGCCUAUCCACCCUGCUGCGCGGCACCGUUUACGACCGGCUCAGCUGGAUCUUCAAGCUGUAUGACGUCGACGGCGAUGGCUGCAUCACCAAGCGGGAGCUGCAUGAGAUCAUCGCCUCGAUUUACGACAUCGUCGGGCGGGACACCUCGCCGCUGGACGAGAGGCGCAUCCGGGAACACUCGGAGAAGGUGUUCGGAAAACUGGACCGGCACCGGACCGGUGUCGUCACCGUCGACCAGUUCGUCGACGCCUGUCUCAAGGAUGACGUCAUAUCCUCGUCUCUUCGAGUCUACAGCACCGGCUUCGAACACGUAUGCUGACCAGUUGAAGUCUUCCCGCAGAGAUAGGUGCUCGGUGGUAUGAAUCCUGGUUAACAACUGCAAAGAAGCCAUCAUCUGGCUAAAUUACACAACUUCUGUUAGCUGGUUCUUUCAACGUUUGUGAAUAAGUGGAGCAGGAACAUUGGGAAAGCAAGCCAAUAACUUCAUGAAUUACGUCAUUGGCCUGCUAGUAGUCGGCUGGUUUCUCACUAUUGGGACAGUGUUAUGGAAUCUCCUGGCCACGGUGGACAGUGAUUGAUGUUAAUAUCUCAACGCCGUCGAAUGCUUGGUAGUGGCAGAUUUUUACAGUGCGACAAAGAUCGUUGUGUGGAUAUUCAUCGCCUUUUAGUCAUAUGUGUUGCGUAACGAUCAAAGUGACAAUAGUCUCACUUGUCUUCACACCAAGGCAUUUGCCUCAAAGCUAUGGUGUGAUCCGCUGAGAGCAAUAUAUUAAGUGCAAGUGUGUGUCAGAAUAAUCUCAUAUGUGAUUGUUAUCAGCGUUAAUCCUAGUGACGAGCUAUUGUUAUCAGAGCUGCGAGUUAGUGCUGUUACAUGCAUUCAUGUUCUGCGUGUCUGCACAUUAUAGUUCGUUUUGAUUGCGCUGAAGGUCUUUGGUAGAUCGUGGCUACUUUUAGUGACGAAUACCCCAACAAACUGGUUCGAGCAUUUCUAGCUAAUCUGAAACCGGAACCAUCAAGGUACUUCGGACCUAUUUGUUCAUUUUACACAAUCGCGUGGUAAACAAUGGAGUUUGUAAAUAUGUACACAAUCUUACUCUUAGCUAUGAUGAUGUAUUGUAUUCGUAGAUUGGACAAAGAAGCUAUCGUUAAUAUGCGCAUAUUACAGGCGAGCAUAUAAGCUGUUAUAAAGCCGUGCACUGUCGGUUAAGCUGAGGUGUUGCAUGAGAUGGAAUGUGAGAUAGUUGGCAAACAGGAGCUGUUUUAUGUUAUGCGUCAGUGCUCAGGAAAAUCGUGUUCUAUGACCAUUUUAUUAUUGUCAUUACUCCAUAGCACAUGGACAGAAGUAGUCUUCUGAAACGCUUAACCAAGUAGACCCUUGAGCAUUCGAAAUAAUUCAGUCCAUGACCAUCUAGCAAUAUACAGAAAAUGUGUGCAUGAGCUGUGAAGGUUUUCCGCACUGUUUGCUUCUUCAGGAUGGGGCACCAGACAUGGCGCUGAAUGUAUGUAGUUGUGAUAAUGCUGGCGUUGAAGUUGAACCGUGUUGUGAGUGCGUGAAUCAUCUUUUCUAGGCAGAAUCGCAGAAACUCUGCUUGCUUCUUUACAUCGCAUAAGUAUUAAUACAUUUCAGUCGCUGUG
This is a messenger RNA of Pollicipes pollicipes, 1997 nucleotides long. Its product is annotated as Kv channel-interacting protein 4. Gene Ontology annotation, molecular function: calcium ion binding. The record is from RefSeq and is a predicted model, not a curated record. The annotation marks the transcript as partial. NCBI's taxonomy places the organism in Eukaryota, Metazoa, Arthropoda, Thecostraca, Pollicipedomorpha, Pollicipedidae. The transcript has 7 exons.